CUGACUUGUUGAAAACUAUAUAUGAUCUGAUGUUGAUGCCUACCCCAUCAGAUGAUGAAGAAUCAAGGCAGUGCUUUCUUGCUGGUCUGGUGAUCAGAAGUCUAAGUAUUUCUACUUCGAAUUGGAGAUGUGCAGAAACACUUAGUUAUUAUUUAGCAGAAAGAAAUAUUAUGGGAAUUUAUGAUGUUGACACACGUGCAAUCACCCGCAGAUUGAGGCAAGAUGGAAGUCUUAUUGGAGUUUUGAGCACAGAACAAUCUAGAAGUGAUGAAGAACUUUUGAAGAUGUCACGUUCAUGGGACAUUGUAGGUGUUGAUUUAAUAAGUGGCGUUACCUGCAAUGCCCCUUAUGAGUGGGUUGAUAAAACAAAAUCAGAAUGGGAGUUCAACUCUAAUGGAAGAGAUCAAGAGACUUACACAGUUGUUGCGUAUGAUUUUGGGAUCAAGCAUAAUAUACUUCGACGUUUAGCAUCUUAUGGCUGUAAAAUCACUGUUGUGCCGUCCACUUGGCCAGCAGCUGAAACCCUUAAGCUGAAGCCAGAUGGAGUUCUUUUAAGCAAUGGUCCAGGAGAUCCAUCUGCUGUUCCUUAUGCUGUUGAAACAGUCAAGGAAAUUCUGGGAAAAGUUCCUGUUUUUGGAGUUUGCAUGGGCCAUCAGUUACUUGGGCAGGCUUUGGGUGGUAAAACCUUUAAGAUGAAGUUUGGUCACCAUGGAGGAAAUCAUCCUGUUCGCAAUCUUUGCAAUGGUCAUGUUGAGAUUAGUGCUCAGAAUCACAACUAUGCAGUUGAUCCUGCAUCACUCCCUGAGGGUGUAGAAGUGACUCAUGUUAAUCUUAAUGAUGGAAGCUGCGCUGGUCUAGCUUAUCCUGCGUUAAAUAUUAUGUCUCUUCAAUACCAUCCUGAAGCAUCGCCAGGACCUCAUGAUUCAGAUUUAGCUUUUAGAGAAUUCAUAAAGCUUAUGGAGUCAACAAAACAAGCUGCUUGAAGGAAUUUGUAAUAUCCGAUGGUUCGAGUUUUUGGGUAUAGUUUGACGUUAAUGUUUUAAAUGGGCUUCUUCUCAGCUAUGCUUUGGUCGAUAUUUGCUUUAUGUGGAGAGAAGUAUAAAGGGAAUGCUCUAUAUGACAAUUUUGUGUGAAAUAGUUUAAGAUAAUUUGCGUUUUUCUAUGUUUGAAUGGUACUUCAUGAGUUAUAGAAAGAUGAACGCUAAUUAUUGGAAUUUACUUUCUAAAUCACAGCAUGGUUGUUUUAGCAUAACAUUAUCAUGU
Durio zibethinus is the source of this 1263-nucleotide messenger RNA. The record is from RefSeq and is a predicted model, not a curated record. Lineage: Eukaryota; Viridiplantae; Streptophyta; Magnoliopsida; Malvales; Malvaceae.